AAAACAGCUCUCUGGUAGGUGUUUACGCUUAGCGUUUUCACCCUACAAUGAGAUCGCUGCCUAUUUUAGUUCUUUCCCUCCUGAUUCUUGUCCUUGCUGCCCAUGUAUCCCAAGCCGAUGACAAGGGCUCUUCGGUUGGAAAUGGGAAGGAUUCCCAUGACGGUGAUGGUCAUAAAUCAAAUGGUGUAGGGCCGGUGAAAAAACCAAAGUGCCCUAAGCCCGGACAUGGUUCGAAAAACCAUGACAAUGAUGGUCGAGGACCACCAGAAAAGGAGUGCGAUGAUGGAGAGACAACACCGUCAUCACCUGGGCCUUCCCCAGACCAAGGUAAUGGUUCACCAUCACCACCGCCAUCCCCAUCCUAUUCACCACCGGUGACUCCAUCACCUCCACCUUCGUCAGAAACUAGUCCUCCUACUACACCUCCACCCUACCAACCUAGCAAUCAAUCUCCUCCGCCGUCAUCCUCAAGCCCCCCACCAACACCUUCAUCUAGUCCACCUGUUACACCUCCAACCUACGAACCUAAUGAUCAAUCGCCACCGCCUCCAUCUAGUGUGCCCGCGGCACCUCCAAUGAACCCGACUAAUGAUCAGCCUCCUCCACCAACAACGUCAUCUAGCCCCCCACCAACACCUCCGUCUAGUCCCCCUGUUAUGCCUCCAUCCUACGAACCCAACGAUCAAUCGCCACCACCUACAUUGAAUCCUCCGUCCAUUCCAUCACCACCUCCAUCAAGCCCAACUGCGGCACCUCCUAUGAACCCGACUACUAAUCAGCCUCCCCCACCAUCAUCGUCAUCUAGCCCGCCACCAAUAGCUCCAACUACUCAACCACCUGCCUCUAGCCCACCUGCUACACCUCCAACAGACUCAACUGAUGAGGAAACUCCAACAUCACCACCAUCAUCUAGUCCACCACUAACUCUAUCAAGUCCUCCACCACCGUCAUCAAGUACACCACCGGCUCCAUCCAUUGCCACACCACCUUUGUCUAGUCCCCCCGCUACACCUCCAACGUACCAAGAUGAUGACCAGUCCCCUCCACCUCCACCAUCAUACAACCCGCCACCGACAGCUUUAUCUAGUCCUCCACCACCACCAUUGAGUCCGCCAGCAAUAGCACCAACCACUAGCGCACCUCCUCCAUCUACUUCCCCACCGCCUAUGUCUAGUCCACCAGCAACACCUCCAAUAGAC
Triticum dicoccoides is the source of this 1199-nucleotide messenger RNA. Its product is annotated as extensin-like. Lineage: Eukaryota; Viridiplantae; Streptophyta; Magnoliopsida; Poales; Poaceae. The transcript has a single exon. The record is from RefSeq and is a predicted model, not a curated record. The annotation marks the transcript as partial.